Paramisgurnus dabryanus is the source of this 3421-nucleotide messenger RNA. RefSeq names its product pleckstrin homology domain containing, family G (with RhoGef domain) member 6 (gene plekhg6). Gene Ontology annotation, molecular function: guanyl-nucleotide exchange factor activity. Gene Ontology annotation, cellular component: plasma membrane; axon; endocytic vesicle. Gene Ontology annotation, biological process: endothelial cell migration; Rho protein signal transduction. The record is from RefSeq and is a predicted model, not a curated record. Lineage: Eukaryota; Metazoa; Chordata; Actinopteri; Cypriniformes; Cobitidae.
ACAUCAGAGAGCAAUGGUGCACCAAUCAGGUUUCUCCUGCCGGAGAUCUAAUGGGCAGAAGCUGAAGAAUCCUGUCUCGCUUGCUUAACCUGUUACUAAAGGAAGAGAGAGAAAGACAAGGAGGGCUCAGACAGUCAGAGACAGUAAACCAGAAAGAGAGAGAAGGUGAACUUAAAGAUGCCGGUCUAAGUGACAUGGACGCUGUCAAAUCCAGCCAUCCAUCAAAAGGACCGGAUCUGGUUGACAUAAUGGCCCCGGAGGAAACUGCCUCUGGUGACAAAAGUGAGAGACAGCGAGAGGAAGAGAAAGACACCGACACUGACACCCCUGAUGGAGUUCUUGCAGUAAAAUCACCCAGCCAUAAGAUGGCGACAGAGAAACACAGAUACCACACCAUAGGUCAUCAACAGCUUGCAUACUUAAACAAACCAAAGAAAAGCAGAGGAAUUGACUUUUCAACAGUGAGGGGAACAUCUAGCACUGUCAAGUCCAGAGGUGCGUUAAUGCAGGUGUUUUCCAGUCAGGGAGCGUCUGACAAAAGUGUCGCACAGGAGGAUCGAACAGUUGGUGCACAGGGCCAGGUGGAAGCACUGAAGUCUGCUCUGGAAUCCUUUACCAUACCUGCUGACCUAAGGUGGACAUGGGGAGAGGGAGAAAAACAAUUGAACCAGAGCUGGACAGACAUAGUGCACUCACAUGCGUCUAUGACAAAAACCCAGCGACACCAGCAGGAGGCGCUGUGGGAACUGUUUAAUACUGAGCUCACCUACAUCAACAAGCUCACUAUUGCCCAAGACCUCGUGCUGGCAGCGCUAUCACACUGUCACGGAUGUGGAUUUCUUCAAUACGUCACCCCCACCAUGAUUUUUUCCAAUCUUCCAUCUAUCCUUGAUGCACAUAGACUUUUUUGGCACGAGGUGUUGUAUCCAAUUUUACAGGAGGCCCGUCGCACGGGGCGACCUUUUGAUCCCCUAAAACUUCAGCCAGGAUUUUUACAGUUUUUUGAGCGUUUUCCUGCAUACUUUGAAUACUGCUGGGAAGGGAAAAGAAAUGUGGAGUUUACACGGAGACAGAUUGAGACAAAUCCUCAGUUUCACGCCUACAAUUCGUGGGUGGAGAGUCACCCACAGUGUGGGCGCAUGAGACUGGGUGACAUGCAAGCCAAACCUCACCAGAGAGUAACCAAGUACCCCCUUCUACUGAAAGCUAUUUUGAAGAACACUGAAGAUCUUCCCACCCAAAAUGCACUUCAAAGAAUGUUGAACAGCGUCAAUCAUUUUCUGGCAUCAGUCAAUGGCUACCUUCAAUUUAAAAUCGAUGAACUGGCCCUUUCUGCGACUGCUCAAAGAAUAGAGGGAUACAAGAUAGAAGGACUGAGUGAGGAAAUAGACAAGCACGUUCGAGAGGUCAGCUGCUUCGAUUUGACGAGCCCGAUGAGGGGGGUGGAGCCAAAUAUCAUACGGAAGCAAUUAUUGGAAGAAACUUUAAAGGUCGUAGAAAGGAAGGACAAUAAGGAGCUUGUGGUCCUGCUCUUCACCGAUGUGUUACUGAUGACCAAAACUCAGAAGAAAUCAGAUAAGCUGAAGGUUGUGCGGCGGCCUCUGCCUCUGGAGAGAAUACACUGCAGUGAGCUCAGAGAUGGCUGUUCAUUUGUGUUGGUGGAGGUUGGAGAUCUUGGCUGUGCUGUCAGUGUUUGCUGUCUAUCAACACCCAGUCCAGACAGCUGCUCGUCAUGGGUGUCUGCUCUGCGAGAUGCUCAGACAAACUUGGACUACCUAAGAAAAAAUGAGGCAAACAAAACACUAAAGACCACAGAUGACACAGAGUUGAAUGGAUCAGAGAUACCUCCCACUCAAAACGAACUGACCAAUCAAGUCAAAGAGGACUCUAACGACCAAUCAGAAUCAGACAACGAUUCCUCGCCAUUUAUCGAGACCUAUCUGAAGGAAAUUGACAGGAUCUCUAUAAAUGGGACGCAAACAGAAAACGAAGUGGAGCAAAGAGCUCACGAAGAGCUUGCGGAGAAGGAAGAAAGAAACAGAAAGACCGGUAAACAAUGUGAAGAAGGGGAGCUCUCUUUAACAAAAUUUACAGAGAGGCGAGUAACAUGGAAUCAUGCGCCACAAACUUUGUUGCCAGAUAAACCUGUAAUAAAAAACGGCAUUCUUGGCCAGUUAACACCAAGAACUGAUUUAUCAAAUGAUCCUCUCAUAAAUAAACCUGCACAGCUAGACCCAAAUAAUGGAUCUCAAGAAAACAGAAGAGACACUUUGUACAGCCAAUCAAGUGAGGAUGACAAGUUUCGCCAAGACACCGGGAAGUUCGUCAGAAAUGUGUGGUCUCCACGUUUGCGUAGAUACCGCCCAGGCAAUUUGCAACCCCUUGUCCCAAAUGAUAGCCUCGGAAAAGAUUCAGAUGCAAAAGAACCAUUAGAAAUCACACAAAAUAAUGGCAACCAGAGAAAAGCAUCCAACGCUUCCAUCAAACCCCAAGAGACCCACCGAGUCCUCAAGCUGGGCUCUAUAAAAAACAACAAUGGGGUUUUCUGGAAUGACACGUUAGAAAAUUCAUCACCAGAUCCACAGACGAUAUCUAAGCCUGACUAUGAAACUAAACCCAAACUAAAGGCACAGAGGAGCGCCUCCGUCGCAGAGAUCAGCUUCUCGCAUACAUCUUCCAACCCCUCGCCACCACCCAGUCUGGACUCUCUGGUUUCACCUUCUCCCCUCCAGGACCUUCUGCAAAGGGCAAAGCAGCGGGAAAAGGAACGUGGACUGGGAAAACGAGAGACAAAAGCAAAAGUGAGGAAUUAUUCUUUUCAAUAUUCGCCAGCUUUCUCAGUCUCUCCAUCACUAUUAGCCAGUAAAGGAAACAAUGAGACUGAGCAAGACCAAUCUAUGGUACACAGUACCAGUUCCGGACAAAAACUGACACCGGAUGAGACAAAAAAGAGCAACAAUAUCCUGGAGGACACUAAAGUGAAAUGGCCAGGCUGGUGUUUCGACGAUGAGGAGGUUUUUGACUUUCAGGACUUUAAUGAUGAAGACUGGUUGGAUCAGACAAUGACCUCACAAGAGCUCCGGAGAGCAGGAGCCAAACCAUCAGGGAAACAUGAGGAUGUCGAAUGCAGUGAGGUGUAGUUAUAUAAAGUGUAUAGGUAGUGUCUUGUUUGUAAAUGUGAGUUGUUUAUAAAUUAGUGUAUAAAAUUUUUGGAGUAAUGUAUAUUGUGAUUUUUUUAUGUCAGAGUGGUACUGUAUUUACAGCUUUUACAGUACACUCUUUUGUUAUAUAAGUUUAAUUGUGUCUAUAGUUAAAAUAAUGUUUGCUUAAAUGUAUUUAUGUACUGUACAGCAUGUUUUUUCUAUAUAUUUCUAUAUUGAAAACGUAUAGUAAUUUCAAAAGAAGUUAUGUAUAAUUUGUA